AUGUCCUCCUGCCCACUCCCUUCUUCAUUCGACAGCGAUUCCGACUUCACCGAAGCAUCCCGCCUCUCAAAGUUCACCCGCCGCUUAAAAGAAGAGCCCUUAAUCCCCAUAGGCUGCCUAAUAACAGUCUAUGCCCUCUACCAAUCCUCACGCGCGAUCCGAGCCGGUGACAAGGCGCGCACGAACCGGAUGUUCCGCGCGCGCAUAUACGGCCAAGCCUUCACCGUGGCCGCCAUGUGCGCCGGCAGCUUCUACUGGGCACGGGAUCGUGAGGCGCGGAAGGCCUCUGAGGCUAAAAUAGCUGAAGCGAAAGCGAGGAAACAGCAGGCGGCGUGGAUCCGCGAGUUGGAGGUGAGGGAUCGGGAGGUGAGGGAGUUGCAGGAGAGGGUGAAAAGGUAUACUACCGUUAAGGAGCCUACGACUGCCCGGGAAACUAAGGCAAAGGUGGAGGAGGGAAAGUAAGCUUUGCCGUACCGGUAUUCCAGGGGGGGGCACCGGGGCGAUGAGCUAUUGUACAUAUUUCUGAUUGAAGAUUGCAAUUGACCUGAGUGCGCAAACUGUACAGCACAAGAGGUUCAAGCUCUCUUUUCAAUUGACCC
Tuber melanosporum (Perigord truffle) is the source of this 599-nucleotide messenger RNA. RefSeq lists its product as uncharacterized. Lineage: Eukaryota; Fungi; Ascomycota; Pezizomycetes; Pezizales; Tuberaceae. Gene Ontology annotation, biological process: mitochondrial respirasome assembly. Bases 1 to 462 code for a protein of 153 amino acids. The transcript is spliced from 4 exons. Gene Ontology annotation, cellular component: mitochondrion. The record is from RefSeq and is a predicted model, not a curated record.